GUGGGAGGAAGAGAGGUUUGAAGAGGUGGUGCGUGCGGCCAAGGGAAGGAGAUUGACAGUUAGUGAACGAAUGUUCUUGGAAGAUUGGUAUCGCCGUCAAAACCCUAACAACUGGAAAAGGCCGAGGUACGAAAGGUGGAGACGAGAGUUGUCAACAUUCAAUGGAGCUGAGCCAGACGCAUGGCUCAAGCAAGAUCUUGCAUAUUUCAUCCUCGAAGAUCUACCAAUGAAGGAUUGGGUAAAGUAUGCAUCAAAUUAUUUUGACGGAGGGGCCGAUGUUUGGUGGCGAUGGAUCUACCACAACCGCCGCGAGCCAACUCGAUGGGAAGAUUUUAAGAAAGAGCUCGUCGCACGGUUCAACACCCCGAUCUAUUGCCAUUACGAUGAGGCUCCCUCGCAUAAAUGGAAGAAAGGCAGCUUGCCUAAUUACCAACGAGAAUUCAUGGGCCACACCCAAGUCAAGAAGGAUAUGCGAGCAAGUGGCAAGGCCCAAGGCGAGUCCAAGAAGGAGACGGAGGUCGAAUUGUUCGAGUGGUCUGAUCGUUGUGAGAAGAGUUUCCAAGAGCUGAAGAAGAAGCUUACAUCAACUCCAGUGCUGAUUAUCCCUGAUCCUACUAGAAGUUUCACUAUUUAUAGUGAUGCUUCGAAAAGGGGUCUUGGAUGUGUACUCAUGCAAGAUGGUCAAGUUGUUGCAUAUGCGUCGCGACAAUUAAAACCGCAUGAGCAGAAUUAUCCAACUCAUGAUUUAGAGUUGGCAGCAGUAGUGCACGCACUCAAGAUUUGGAGGCAUUAUCUCUGUGGUGGCCAGUGUGAAAUAUUCACUGAUCACAAGAGUUUGCAAUAUAUAUUCACUCAGAAGGAGCUCAAUAUGCGCCAAAGAAGAUGGUUGGAGCUUGUGAAGGAUUAUGAUUGCACUAUCCAAUAUCAUCCGGGGAAGGCAAAUGUGGUAGCAGAUGCCCUAAGCCAUAAGGUAAAGGGUGGAUUGGCAUGUUGUAUCACUCAACAGAAUCAACUUAUUAAAGA
This is a messenger RNA of Striga hermonthica, 1023 nucleotides long. The record is from the annotation of a GenBank genome assembly. Lineage: Eukaryota; Viridiplantae; Streptophyta; Magnoliopsida; Lamiales; Orobanchaceae.